Girardinichthys multiradiatus is the source of this 1850-nucleotide messenger RNA. It is a transcript of the gene sox3, whose product is annotated as SRY-box transcription factor 3. NCBI's taxonomy places the organism in Eukaryota, Metazoa, Chordata, Actinopteri, Cyprinodontiformes, Goodeidae. Gene Ontology annotation, molecular function: DNA-binding transcription factor activity, RNA polymerase II-specific; RNA polymerase II cis-regulatory region sequence-specific DNA binding. Gene Ontology annotation, biological process: cell differentiation; anatomical structure morphogenesis; regulation of DNA-templated transcription. Bases 197 to 1102 code for a protein of 301 amino acids. The record is from RefSeq and is a predicted model, not a curated record. The transcript has a single exon.
ACAGACUUGUCUUUGAGAGUCUAGAGGAACGGAGCAGCCCUCUCUGAGCGGACACAAACCAGAGGCACCUGCACACACAUUUGCGCUUCAAGCAGAACUUUUUGGCGACCUCAUUGACUUUUUUGGCGAGGGUUUUUUGAACUUUUAUUUCAUCUUCCAUUCAUGUGCGUUUGAGAGAUCGCUAAAAGUCGCCCGAAUGUAUAACAUGAUGGAAACCGAGAUCAAGACCCCGCUCCCGCAGUCCAACUCGGGCUCGGCGCCGGGCGCAAAGAACAACAGUGCCAGCGACCAGGAGCGGGUGAAACGGCCGAUGAACGCCUUCAUGGUGUGGUCCAGGGGCCAGCGGAGGAAGAUGGCCCAAGAAAACCCCAAAAUGCACAACUCUGAAAUAAGCAAGCGGCUCGGUGCUGACUGGAAACUUCUGACCGACGCCGAAAAAAGGCCGUUCAUUGACGAGGCCAAGCGUCUACGGGCGAUGCACAUGAAGGAACACCCGGAUUAUAAAUACCGGCCCCGCAGGAAGACCAAGACGUUGCUCAAGAAAGACAAGUAUUCUCUGCCUGGAGGGUUGCUGGCGCCAGGAGCCAACGCCGUGAACAACUCGGUGUCGGUGGGCCAGCGGAUGGACGGUUACGCGCAUAUGAACGGCUGGACCAACAGUGCGUACUCCCUGAUGCAGGACCAGCUGGCCUACCCUCAGCAUCACAGCAUGAACAGCCCCCAGAUCCAGCAGAUGCACCGGUACGAGAUGGCCGGCCUGCAGUACCCGAUGAUGUCCUCGGCGCAGACCUACAUGAACGCGGCGUCCACCUACAGCAGCAUGUCUCCGGCGUACACGCAGCAGACCACCAGCGCCAUGGGGCUGAGCUCCAUGGCGAACGUGUGCAAGACGGAGCCGAGCUCACCGCCGCCGGCCAUCACGUCCCACUCUCAGCGGGCGUGCCUGGGUGACCUGAGGGACAUGAUCAGCAUGUACCUGCCUCCCGGCGGGGACAGCGCGGAGCAUUCCUCCCUGCAGAGCAGCCGGUUACACAGCGUCCAUCCGCACUAUCAGACCGCAGGGACUGGCGUCAACGGGACGCUACCUCUCACCCACAUCUGAAAAUAAUUAAUGAAUAAAGACCUUAAAAAUGUACUUCGGAUACUUGAACUUUUUUUGUUUUGGUUGCUGCAGAAAGAACGUUCAGCAGAUUCGUUCAACAGUUGUGUCUGAAAAUCCUAACUCGUCCGUUUCAUGAACUUUAAAUGGACCGAAACUGAACGCUGAGCACCAGCUCCGCAGAGGCUUUUCAUCACAAGUAGAAGCAAUCAGCCUGUGUAGAAGAACUGGACUUCUAUAUUUUCAAUAAAUGCCAUAUUUUCUCUCUUUGAAAAGGCAUGUGGCCUCAUGAAGGGGCUGGCGUAUUUCAGAAAAAAAGUUGGAUGGACAGUCUGUUCAUAAAUGUUUACACUUAAUUUGUAGAAUGUCAGUCGUCUCCACUGUGUUCACCAACUUUGUAGUCCCUUUCUGCUUUAUUUUUAUUUCCUCCCCAACAUGAACUAGGGUAAAUGAAAUGAAAAGACUGUGCCGGUCGCAAACGCAAGUUUUAUUUAUAGCAAUAUUUCAGUUUCUUUUCUUAUUUAGCUUGUGCAGCCCGAUGUUUUGUCACGUGAAAAUAUUCAAGAACUUUUCAUUUUUGUUUGUAUUUUUUGUAAAUUGGUUUUGUUCUGUGAUGUUUUUUGUUUUUUUUGACUGUCAUGUUUCCUCAUUUAUCCCGAACGAAAAAAAUGGUUUAUUUAAACUGACGUUUCUACACAUUUUAAGACCAUCCUCUAUUCUUAAAUGCUGAAUAAAUUUCUACGAAACGUAA